AUGGAAGAUAAAUGUUGUUUUUCUGGCUGUCUUGACAAACCUCAAUAUGUUUGUUCAUGUGACAGAACAAAAUUGUAUUGUCAAAAUCACAGCAUAUACCAUGAUAAUAAUCCAUCCCUUCAUCAUGAUUGAGGAGAAUUAAAUAAACGAAUCAACGAUACGACCAGAAGUGAAGUGCUCUCUUUUUUAAUAGAAAAGGAUGCCCAGCUCAAUGAAAUUAAAAGCAGCAUUUUAAACCAAGGGCGUAUCGAUAUGAUUAUAAGUAAGAAAAUGCUGAGUGAAGAUCUUUUAUUAGUAGAAGCCGAAAAACAUAAAGUAUCAGGCUUAAUAGAAAAAAUUAUUUUGGCAAAAGAAACUUUAGAAUCCGAUCCUGAACUCAUGUAUUUAUCAAUGAGCUCUGAAGAUGCCAUUAGAAAAUUUAAAGAGUGUGCCCUUGAUAUCGAAAAAUUAAAACAAAAAAUUGAGCAAAAUAAAGAAACUAUUGAAAGCUUCAUUAAGCAAAAUAAAGAAACUACUGAAAGCCUAAUUAAGCAAAAUAAAGAAACUAUUGAAAGCCUCAUUGAGCAAAAUAAAAAAACUACUAAAAGACUCUUUGAGCAAAAUAACCAAGAACUUAAUAAUCAUAUAUCUUUGUACCUGAAACAAAAAGAAGAGCAAGACACAAAAAUAAAUAAAAUUUUACAGCUUGUAGAAGAUGUAUCAAAAAACAAUAAUAACGGAAUCAUAAAUGAAAUAGAUGAACUUAAAAAGAAAAUCGCAUCAAUUGACGGAAACAUAAGAGAAAGAGAUGAGCUUAAAAAGAAAAUAGCAUUCAUUGACAAGAUUAAUGAUAGUCUGCUUGAUGAUAACCAAGAAAUAAAUAAGCAAAUAAUUGAUAUUUGCAAGAGCUGCGAAAUACAGAAAACUGAAAUUAAUAAUUGUCAAAAAGCUAUUGAGGAAUUACAAAAAUAUUCCUUAAAUUCAAAUGAAAGAAUAAGCACUUUAGAAUAUUACAAUUUAAAUAGCUUUAGUCCAUUUAGAGAGCCCAAUAAUAUGCCUCAAGGAGGUAGUGUAGAAGCGAUAAGUAGAAGUGAACUUGAAGAGGCUAUAAAUAUUAUGAAUAAAAAAAUUUAUGAUUCAGAUAAGUUAUCAUGGAGCAAUAUUAAACCUUGGUGAGAUGAACAAAUAAAAGAAAUGCAUGAUAAAAUUUCAGAUAUCAAAAAAAUUGUGGAUGAUAGCAAAGAAAAUUUUAUGCGCAGAAUUGGAGAAAUUAAGUUAGACAUAAAUGAAUUAAAAUCAAAAUUAGAUGAAAAGUCAGAUCUCACCAAAAAAAUUUAUGAAGAAAAAAGCAAAAACUCAUGAAAGAUAUCAGAAUUUGAGAAUGAAAUUAAAAAAAUUAAAACCGAUUUAAGUAGCACUACAUUGCCUCUGAAUCGAAGUAUUACUAUUGAAAAUGCACAUUCAAUAAACCGUGAAAAUAGGUCUCUACCAAACCUAAAAGAGCUAAAUAAAUAUUUGAAUCUCUGAAAAAAGAAGGAACACUGAUUAGAAUUAUAUACAUCAGAAAUAAGCAAAAAUGCGAAAAUUAAGAAGGAUAUGGAAAAUUUAAAGACCCGCAUAACAGUAUUUUUGCAAGAAUAUACAUUCCUGCCAAUGUCAAUUUACGAUGAUGUUUCAGAAAUUGAAGAAAAAAUAAAACAUUAUAACGAUUUUAAAGUAGCUUUGCAAAGCUCAUAUGAACAUAUUAGUCUUGAUUAUCAUGAAGGAAGUGAGCUCUAUGAACUAUUAAAGGAGUGCGAAGACCUUCAGAAUUGCCAAUUAAGCUACGCUAAGAGCUAUUCGCUAUGAAAAGGUAUUGAGCAAAUAAUAGAUGAUGGUAUUAACAAUUUCAAGGAAUUUGUAAGGGAGCACAAAAAUAAACUGGAACUAUAUAAAGGUGAAACCAUAUUCUGCUUGCCCUCUACUGCUGAAAACAGAGUAGAAUUAAUUUCCUAUAAUAUUGAGUCUAGAAAUCGAGCUAAAGUCCCCACUGAAGGCUACUCUUUCCCAUCUAAUACAUCCAUCAUUCAAAUUCCAGGAAAACAGCUAUUUUUUUUUGGUUUCAAAUUCCCUAAUUCCCAACUUUGCUGUAUAAUUCGAAAUAAUUUCGAAAUCGUAGAACUCAAUUAUUCAGAAAUAUCUCGUGAAGAAUCAAGCUGCAUUUACUACGGAGAAAAUUGUAUUUAUAUAUUUGGGGGAAGCGAUAUUAACGGAUUACCGGUAGCUGUCGCUGAACUCUUCGAUCUUGCUAAUGAAAAUGAAGAGUAUUAUCGUCUUCCUGACAUGGUAGUGCCAGCUAGAAGAUGCUCUUGUCUUCGAUAUAAAGAUGAAAUUUUGAUCUGUGGGUAUGAGCAUGAUAAAAUUUAUGGAUUUUCGGUGCAAAAAAAAACAUAUUAUCCUUUAAAUAAAGCAGAGCAAUUAAGUGCAAAUAGUGAUAAGUUUUUAUUUUCAGGAAAAAAUAAAGUUUUUAUAUAUGACAUGAAGGUUGGAUCAAUAUUUAUAGUAGAUACAUAUCAUCGUGAUUUAGUUCCUAUUGCUCAGAACUAUGCUCUUAAUUUCCAAAGUCAGCCUUAUAGAACUUAUUAUAAAAAUUCAAUUUACUUUGGCUUUUCUGGUGAAGACGAAGCCCAGUAUUUCAAAUUUAAUUUGGAUCCAUAUGGCCUAGAACAACUCUAA
Molecule: messenger RNA, 2694 nt
Organism: Blepharisma stoltei
Lineage: Eukaryota; Ciliophora; Heterotrichea; Heterotrichida; Blepharismidae
Source: the annotation of a GenBank genome assembly